This is a messenger RNA of Ilyonectria robusta, 1039 nucleotides long. RefSeq lists its product as uncharacterized. The coding region runs from base 88 to 567 and encodes 159 amino acids. The transcript has a single exon. NCBI's taxonomy places the organism in Eukaryota, Fungi, Ascomycota, Sordariomycetes, Hypocreales, Nectriaceae. The record is from RefSeq and is a predicted model, not a curated record.
UUUCCCUGGCUUGCGAUCUUCAAAGCCCUUAAGCUAUUCUUUUAGCUCUAUUUCUGACUCUGAUACAACUACAUCUGCAAGCCCAGCAUGCGCGCUUCAUUAUUCUCCAUAAUAACAGUUGUGGCAAUUAUGCCAUGGUCAGGCCAUGCUGUGAAGGGCGUGAUUAGCGACACUAUAACAUCGAACGAGCAACUUUGCCGUUCCAAUUGUGGACUGAAUGAUGCCUGUCUUUUGGCUCUCUACCAAUACAAAUGCCGCGAAUGCUGGCUGAUGGAUUGCACGCUCGAGUCCGUUCCAGAGGGCCUGACGGGGGCAGGAAAGGCAACGGAGGGAGUUCAGCCCACCUGCGACAGCGGCAUGGUGCCUGAGCCUCGGGACGACGGGUGUACGGGCGCACCUACUACCACCACGACUACGAGCGGGACUACUGCCACAGAUACGAGCGGUGCGGCUGGGUCAACUGAGACGGGCGACGACGAGACGGAUUCUCCAGCUUGGCGCGCAAGCAUUAGCUGGCUGCCUCUUUGCGCUAUUGUUGCCGCAAAUGUAGUGGUUGCUGCAUACUGAUGAUUGACAUAGAUCCGACUGGGCCAACACACUGAUCAAAUGGACGGGGGUAAAUAGGGAUGCUAUGUACAUAUCGUCACUCAGUUUGUCAUCUUGUUACUGUAUGUAAAGAAGCAUUGAACAGCCUCGGGUAUCGUUGAGCAACAGCUGACACCUCUGAGUUGGGAUUCGGCUGAGGAUACUCCACAGGAGGCGACGCGGCUUGCCUGGCGAUCAGUCCGCAGCUACGUCUGUAUAUCGUGCGCAGAAAGCGCUCGGGGGGAUGACACUAAACGCGGUCCGAGCGCACCAGACCACGAGAGGAAGUAAUCCCGGCACAAGUUGGGCGACGCCCUGUUCCCUUAUGAUACAAUGUUUGUCAUUGUAUCCAAUACCCGCUCGUUAUAACCAAUGCACACGAGAAUUCCAACCUAGGCGACAUGACACAGGUAGCAAAUCCCAAGGAAUCGAGCAGUUUUUUUUUUUUUUUUUU